GGCGGGCACUGCAUCACCAUGAUGAUGAACGUCGAGAAGAGCGCGAUUGUCUUGGACGUUGGGAGUCGGCACUUGAAAUGCGGCAUGUCUGGGGAGAGGAGCCCCCGCACAGUUUUACGAUGGGAGGUGGCGGAGAAGUUGCUCCUUCAGCCGCCGUUGACAAAGGAUGCCUGGAUGAAGUACAUUGGAAAUCAGCUCUACGAUGUGUGUUACAAGCAUCUUCGCGUCGCCCCAAAGAAUCGCCGCAUUGUCCUGUGCGAAGAUCUCUUGUUUCCGCGGAACUUGCGUGAAGCCUUGGCAGAUGCCGUGUUCAACGUCCUCAAGGCCAAGCACCUCUUGCUCCUUCCAGCCAUGACGACGGCCCUGUAUGCCACUUGCCACUCCACCGCCUUGAUCGUUGAUGCGGGGUGGCACGAAACGCGCAUUCUACCUGUGUUUGAGCGCCAUCCACUCGUUCAUGCGUAUACGACAACUGACGUCGGCUCUCGAACGUGCUGCGCUGCUCUCUCCAAGGAGCUACCAGCCGCCACGUCCGCAGAAGACGUCCUGGAAAGAGCAUGCUUUGUGGCAUCUCCCCAAGCUUUGGAAGCUGCCGUAGAUGCCAGCUUCUACGCCUUUACUCCGCUCGCCUUUAUGGUAUUUUCUCCCUGUUUCCACUUGGUGACCUGGACGAGUAGGUCCCAGCCACUACACGAAGUCAAGUCGUUGAGCCACUCUUCAACGGAACCGACACGCUCACAAUUCCAGAUGCCAUUCGCGAAUGCGUAGCCAAGUGCCCCGUCGACACACGGCGGGCCCUCCUCGCCAACAUCGUUUGCAUUGGCGGAACUUCUAUGCUCCCCGGUUUCCUGGACCGCCUCGCGACCGAUCUCGCGCCGGACCAUGGCCACGUCGCAUCGACGCUGUUUCCACCUCACUUUAUGACAUGGAUUGGCGCGUCGAUCUACGCCUCCACGGACGCUGCGGUUGCGCACGCUCUGUCGGCGGAGGCGUAUGAGCCGACCGCCGUCGACGACUGGAUGCGACUACCGUAGGUUAACGUAUAAAUCGAUUGCAAACACCUCCGACGAGUCUUUGCC
Aphanomyces invadans is the source of this 1079-nucleotide messenger RNA. RefSeq lists its product as hypothetical. The record is from RefSeq and is a predicted model, not a curated record. The transcript has 8 exons. Bases 19 to 768 code for a protein of 249 amino acids. Gene Ontology annotation, biological process: microtubule-based movement. Lineage: Eukaryota; Oomycota; Saprolegniomycetes; Saprolegniales; Verrucalvaceae.